AUGUCAUUCCGACCUUCAAGCCGCGCGUCUGCCUCCUCCACAUCCUCCGGCUCCUCCAUUCGCACCUGCCGCGAAAAGCGUGUUCCCGAUUGCGCAGCUGUCGGUGCGCUCGUCUACUUUUGCGGUCGAAACCCGCGUAAGGUCAAAGCCGUGCGUGUUUACGAGACAACAUAUCUCGAUAACGACACAUCGGGAGAUCUGGAUUGCGAGAUGAGGAGCAGCGCCAGUAGUUCCAAACGCUCUAGACGAUCGGGGCUCUCGUGGGUCAGUAGCGACAGUAACUGUAGAAGAGUAAAGCAGGAGUUUUACUUUAUUGAGUCAAGGACUAGUGGCCAUGGGUCUGGUGCUGGUUACGAAGGGGGAGAGCAGCAGCAGCAGCAACCAGCGCAGGUAGCAGCGGCAAGGCAAUGGAAGCCGCCCAAGAGUGGGAGUGAGAGGGAAUCCCGUUCCUCAAAACACUCGAGUAAGAGCGGUGGUAGCCACAGACACAGUCAUGGACAUGGACAUCGGGGGCGACAGGGACCGCCGAGUGCUACAUCAGAAGAAGAAGAAGACGAGGGGAAAUAUGAUGAUGAAGAAGAAACGGACGACGGAAGUCGAAGUGUUUCCAACGAAAUCAAUUAUCAAGGAGGAGGUCCCGGAGGCCCUGGUGCUAGCCCAAGUCCAUUCCCACCUGGUCCUCCGGGUAUGGUGCCCCCUCCUCCUACUUCUCAUCCUCCCACUGGCGGGUACCCGGGGCAACCGAUGUUCAAUAUGGGUGGUCCUCCUCCGCCACCGAUACCACCAAUGACACCACAUGGACACGGGAGCUUUCAUCAUCCUCCGCAUAUUUUAACACCGGGAACUCAUCCUCCGGUGAUGUCAGGUGGUGGUGGUGGUGGAGGAAGAGGAGGAGGAGGAGGUCAUUUCCAGCAGGAUGGAGUUGGGAUUCAGGUGUUUAUGCCUGAGUGA
Neurospora tetrasperma FGSC 2508 is the source of this 951-nucleotide messenger RNA. RefSeq lists its product as uncharacterized. The record is from RefSeq and is a predicted model, not a curated record. Bases 1 to 951 code for a protein of 316 amino acids. NCBI's taxonomy places the organism in Eukaryota, Fungi, Ascomycota, Sordariomycetes, Sordariales, Sordariaceae. The transcript has a single exon.